Messenger RNA from Lolium rigidum, 375 nucleotides. Its product is annotated as protein ZINC INDUCED FACILITATOR 1-like. The coding region runs from base 1 to 375 and encodes 124 amino acids. The transcript has 4 exons. The record is from RefSeq and is a predicted model, not a curated record. Lineage: Eukaryota; Viridiplantae; Streptophyta; Magnoliopsida; Poales; Poaceae.
AUGUAUCAGCCUGCAAAGAAGUACCCCAAUGUUUUCUCUCCUGAAUCCCUAUUUGGAAGAUUUCCAUACUUCCUCCCUUGCUUUGGCAUAUCGGUUCUGGCGGCAGGAGCAUGUGUGGCAUGCCUUCGGCUUCCGGAAACACUACACAUGCACGUUGGUGCUGAAGUAAUUGAUGGAAUAGAGUUACAAGCUAUUGAUAUAACCCUGGAACAAUCUCGAUCAGGGAGAUUAGCAUCCACAAAGAGCUUGGUAAAGAACUGGCAGUUAAUGUCAGCAAUUAUUGUCUACUGUAUCUUCUCUCUCUAUGAUACAGCUUAUUAUGAGAUAUUUUCACUCUGGGCUGUGAGCAACAGAAAAUACCAUAGUUUAAAAUAG